Molecule: messenger RNA, 2445 nt
Organism: Adelges cooleyi (spruce gall adelgid)
Lineage: Eukaryota; Metazoa; Arthropoda; Insecta; Hemiptera; Adelgidae
Product: serine protease Hayan-like
Exons: 7
Coding region: 113-2236 (707 amino acids)
Biological process (GO): proteolysis
Molecular function (GO): serine-type endopeptidase activity
Source: RefSeq, a predicted model, not a curated record
AAUAAGCGUUGUCCAGUCAGUCUCGUCUUGUCCGACGAACCGGUAUAUAGUGUAUAUCUUCUGGUGUUAUUCAUAUAAAUGUUUUCGUUGUCCUUGUGUGAAUCGUGUUAAUAUGUGUAGUAUACAGAACUGGCCACGAGGAGUAAUUAUCGCCUUAACAAUUGUGUCUUGUGGUGUAACACUCAGACAAGAAGUUGGUAGCGAAUGUACAAAUGAAAACGGAGUCAAAGGGUUAUGCCAACUCAGAGAUGAUUGCGCUGAAAAUGCCGAUUUAGGAGUGACAUGUAAUUCAGGGCAGAAUAUAAUUUGUUGUUCUGGAAAUGAUUCUAAUAAUGGAAAACAUAAUUCGAACGACAACCAGAACAAAGGAGAAGAGCUGGAAUCUAGAUUUGGGUUCAGUGCAGAUUUCUUUAACGCUCCUAUUAUACAUUCUAAAAAAAUUAAUUUGCCGAACUUAAAUUAUUUUCAACCACAAGAACAACAAUUACCCAAUAACAAUGUGUUAAGACCAAAUAACAUUGAACAUUUUUUAGAAGAGAGGCCUUAUCAAAACCUAGAUCAAGGUGUAGUCACAAAACCUACUAAGAAAAAAUAUAUGACUACUAUUUAUGGUCAAAAUAUUGACGGUUCAAAUGUUGAGCAAUCAUAUAACUACGAAAGAACAACCAAAACACCUCAAAAUAACAACUACAACUAUUAUGAAAGUCAAAAUCCCUUUCAAAAUAUAAAUCAACAAAAUCAAAAUAAAUAUCCAAUUGUAUCUUCACAUACGCCAAAUCAGAACCAUAAUAGUAACAAUAACAAUUUUUAUUAUAACAAUAACAAUUAUGAAACUAAUCCAUACAAUCAACAUAAUAAUAAUAAUAACAAUUAUAAUACCCACCCCACUGUAUCUGGAAAACCUAAUUAUAACCAUAAUACUUAUAAUUACCCUUCAGGUGAAUCUUACCAAUCAAACAAGAACAAUUUCAAUAACUACCCUAGUACUACUUCGAGUCAAAAACCGAAUCAAAAUCAAAUGUACAAUAAUCGGCCAAAUAGUUUUCCUUACGAAUCAAAUCAAAACAAUAAUUAUAAUCCUAACUAUGGAACUCAAAGGCCAAAUUCAAACAUUUACGUAAACACUCUUAGCCCUUCAAAUGGUUUUAACUCUCAAAAUUCCAAUAAUCGUCCAACUUGGUCAAGCCAAAGUAAUAGACCAAUUAAUAAUAAUAAUAAUCAACAUUCAACCAGUAGUAUAUUUUUCCCCAAUAAUUCUGAUAACGAAAACAAUUAUUAUACACAAGAAACCACAACGACCAAAAGGUAUACCAAUGGAAAUUAUAACAAUCCGACAAGGCCAAAUGCAAACACUAAACGCAUCAGCGAAACUAAAUGUGAAGAAUACUCAAAAACUUUAACGACUACUAUUUCUGCAUUGCCUUUGUCAAUUGAUUCAUCGCCAAGACCUAUAUCUGUAGAAAAAUGUGAUUCAAAAGGAGUUGGAUUAAUUGUAGGCGGAACCAAAGCAGAACUGGGAGAAUUUCCUCACAUGGCUGCAAUUGGUUUUCGAACAGCAAGUGGGAAUCCUUGGAAUUGCGGAGGAACAUUAAUAAGUGAAAGAUAUGUUAUGACAGCCGCUCAUUGUACACAUAGUGCUCUAGGAAAUCCUGUACGAGUUAGAUUAGGUGAUUUAAACAUACAUAAAUCAGAUGACGGUGCUAAACCAGUAGAUUACACCAUAGAAGAAAUCAUAGUACACCCACAAUAUAUCAAGACAUCAAAAUAUAACGAUAUCGCACUCCUGCGUUUGGAUAAGAAUGUUCAGUUCAAUAAAAACAUCCGACCAGCUUGUCUUUACAACAAAAAUACGAUUAAUGCUCAUAAAGUUACGGCUACCGGAUGGGGAAGCACCGAUUUUGGUUCCACUUCAAGCGAUCACUUGUUGAAAGUGGAUUUAGACUUGAUUGAAAAUCAACGUUGCAAUAAGUUAUAUGAAGCCGAGAGUAAAACAAAUACUUUAAAUAAAGGUAUUAUAGACACUAUGAUAUGUGCUGGAGACUUAGCUGGAGGACAUGACACUUGUUUGGGCGAUUCUGGCGGACCAUUAGUGAUAAGAUCAGAGAAGAAUAUGUGCAUUUUUAACGUAGUUGGUGUUACUUCAUUUGGAAAACAAUGUGCCACUGAAAAUUCACCUGGUGUGUACACCAGAGUAUCAUCUUAUUUAUCUUGGAUUGAACAAACAGUGUGGCUCUAAAAUAUUAAGAUGAUUUAAUUAUAUGUUGGUUUAUUUUGAUUUGUACCUUUGACUAUUGUAAAUAAUUUAUUACUAUUAGAUUUAUAACAUUAUUAAAACCAUAAUUAAAAAUAAAUACUAAUGUAGCAAUAUUAUAUUAUAUAUAUAUUAAUAAUAUUUUAUAAUCCUAGUAGUUAAAGUAUGCAAAACAAUAUUGUGUCAUAAAUUAC